AUGUGUUCCUCUCCAAUCUGUCACUGUCGGAGGUCUUGCUCACCACAAACAUUGUCCCCCCCAUGCUCCAUAUAUUACUUAGUAACGGGGCUAUUUUUUCUCUUGUUGGAUGUUUCGUACAAUUUUUCUUAUUUGGUGUGGUGUGUUUGUGUGACAGAGAGCUUCCUCCUCUCAGCAAUGUCCUAUGACAGAUUCUUGGCGAUCUGCAAACCUCUUCAUUACACACUGAUUAUGGACCCCAGGCUGUGCCUUUGUCUGAUCCUUGUCUGCUGGAUGUUGGGAUUCCUGAUCAUGACCAUUGCUUUAUGUGUUGUGAACACUUUGUAUUUCUGUAGAGAAAACAUUGACCAUUUCUAUUGUGAUUUUAUUCCGAUAUUGAAGCUUGCCUGUUCGGACACUUCCAUGGUUGAAAUAGUUACAUGUUUCCUUUCAUCCUCAGCUACUAUGUUCCCAUUCCUGGUAAUCAUUGUUACUUAUGGGUUUAUUAUCCGUGCCAUUGCUAGGAUUUCAUCUUCCACUGGCAAAGAGAAAGCUUUCUCCACCUGUAGUUCCCACCUGGGAGUCGUUUUCACAUAUUACACCACCAUGAUUGUGGUCUAUGUGGUCCCACCUGGACAUUUUUUGACAGCGAACAAAAUUGUAUCUCUGCUGUAUACAGUGAUCACCCCACUAGUGAACCCCUUUAUUUACACCCUGAGGAACCAAGAGAUCAAUGCAGCUGUAAGACAAACCUUAACAUCCAUAUCAAGACUCUAA
Molecule: messenger RNA, 756 nt
Organism: Staurois parvus
Lineage: Eukaryota; Metazoa; Chordata; Amphibia; Anura; Ranidae
Source: the annotation of a GenBank genome assembly